Onychostruthus taczanowskii (white-rumped snowfinch) is the source of this 2579-nucleotide messenger RNA. RefSeq names its product M-phase inducer phosphatase 2-like. Gene Ontology annotation, biological process: G2/M transition of mitotic cell cycle; positive regulation of G2/MI transition of meiotic cell cycle; protein dephosphorylation. Gene Ontology annotation, molecular function: protein tyrosine phosphatase activity. Gene Ontology annotation, cellular component: cytoplasm; nucleus. The record is from RefSeq and is a predicted model, not a curated record. The transcript is spliced from 10 exons. Bases 578 to 2224 code for a protein of 548 amino acids. NCBI's taxonomy places the organism in Eukaryota, Metazoa, Chordata, Aves, Passeriformes, Passeridae.
CAGGUAAAGGGAGCAGGCCACUCACAGUGAAAAACAGAAACUCCACCAAUCAAAAAACAAAAAAAAAAAAAAAUCCAACCUUGCUUUCUUGCGACUGGAUGUGGCCCUGGCUGUCAGGGCUGGGUAAAAGGCAGCAUUCCUUUACCCUGCAGGCGGCACACGACAGCCACCAGGGGUGGCCGAGUGUCCCGGCAGUGACACGGCCCGGCCACGCCGCGUGUGGGGACAGCGCUGGCCACGCCCCUUUCCCCACCAACCCCGCCCCCUUUCCCCGCUCCGAAACCGCCCCCCUCGGCUGCGGCUCCGCCCCCAAGCGCCCCUCGCACCUCCCAUUGGCCGGCGGCGUCGCCUCGCGCCCGCCGCGGCCUGCCAUUGGCUGCGGACGGCGCUGUUGUUGUUAUCGCUGUUAGCGCUGUAAACAGGAGCGGCGCGGUGUCGCCGGUCAGCGCCGGGCACCUCUCGUCGCCUCACACCAGCACACACCUCCCACCCGCCGUCUCUUUUCACCUCUUCGUGUCACCUCUUGUCCCCCGUCACUUGCCGGAGCUCGCUCGCUCACUCGCUCCCUGCGCGGGCCAUGUACCUGCGUGGCGGCCGCUGUCUGCCCGGGCUGGCGGCCGUGUCCCCGCUGUCCUCCCCGGCCACGGCACCGCUGGCGCUGGACACGGCUGAGGGCCCGGACAGCUUCCAGAAAACCAUCGCGGAGUUUGGGAGAGCUCUCAAAGACAGGAAGCUCCUUCGCCAGAGGAUCGGCUCCUUGCCGGUGAGUGCAGGAUCCUGCCGAGUCUCCGGCCGUGCCGAGACGGUGAGAAUGGAGCCAAGAGAGGGGACAAGGCUGUGCAGCACCGUUCACCCCCUGGCUCUCCCGCAGCAGUGCCAGCUGGAAGCCAGCCCAGUCCUUCAGGACAUCUCCCAGCUCCAGGUGUUCAGGGACAUAGUGCAGCAGCGCCAGAGUGAGCCCGACGAUGAGGUGAGGGGCGCGGCGAGAUCUGGGGGGUCAGGGAGGGGGCACAGGGGUGCUGACGCCGUGUCCCCCCCGCUGCAGGAGGGCUUUGUCCCCAAGAGGCUGCAGAGGCUGGGCCAGCGGAGCCACGGGGCUGCCAGGAGGAACCUCCUCGCCAAGAGCCCAUGCGGCACACCAGAGCUGCUGUUCCCCCAGCUGCUGCCGUGGCAGAGUGAUGCCACCGUGCCCCAGGGGAUGGAGAAGCCGGUCACCACGCCAGUGAUAAAGAAGGAGGAGACAAAGCUGGUACGUGGCCACCUUUGGCAGUGGAUGGAGCCCCACAGUCCCCUCGUGGGGUCUCCGAAGGGGGGUCUGGGGCCGAAGGUCCCUGGGGCAGGGGCAGGUUGGCGAGCAGCACCAGCCCUGGAGCCGGCGGCUUGCCAGACCCCCGGGCAGCAGCGCGGGCUCUCCCCACAGCGUCCGGGCAAGCGCGGCCAGGGCCGGCAGCUCUUCCGCUCGCCCUGGAUGCCCGGCGGUGUCCGCGGGCCCGUCCCGAAGCGGGGACUUCCCUCGGACAGGGACAGCCCUGCCAGUGCCAGGCGGCAGAGGAGGGUGGCCGGCAGCCCUGAGCAGAAGUCAUCGCUGGAUCCGGGAGUGUGGCCGGAGCCUUGCAGGUUUGCCCAGCUGGAGGAGAUCGAGAACCUGCUGGCCAACGAUGACCAGGAGCUCAUUGGAGACUUCUCCAAGCCUCACGUCCUGCCGACGGUGGAGGGGAAGGACCCGGGCCUGAAGUACAUCUCCCCUGGCACGCUGGAGAAGGUGCUGUCGGGGCACUACAGCAGCUUCAUCGAGAGCAGCAUCGUCGUGGACUGCCGGUACCCCUACGAGUACGAGGGCGGCCACAUCAAGGGCGCUGUCAACCUGCCGCUGCAGCAGGACGUGGAGAAAUUCCUGCUGGAGCGUCCCCUCGUGCCCCAGGACAUCGGCAAGAGGGUGAUCCUCAUCUUCCACUGCGAGUUCUCUGUUGAGCGGGGGCCCAGAAUGUGCAAAUUCCUGCGGGAGAAGGAUCGCUCCUGCCACGAGUACCCGCAGCUGCACUACCCCGAGCUCUACGUCCUGAAGGGGGGGUACCGCGAGUUCUUCUUCCAGUUCCCGGGCCACUGCGAGCCCCGGGACUAUCGGCCCAUGGAGCACCCCGCGUUCAGGGAGGAGCUGCGCAAGUUCCGCGGGCAGAGGCGGCGCGGCCGGCGGGCGCUCUCCAUCCGCGGGCGGGACCUGUGAGCCCCCGCAGCCCCUCGGGGGAACGAUGGAGCUGGGAUUGCAGGAAGGAUUCCCUUGGCUAGGGAUGCACCUCGGCUUGGGCUGGUUUAUCGGACGGCUUUGGGGUGAUAUUUAGUGUUAGGACUGGAUCUGAGUUUGUUUAUUGCUAUAAAUAUUUUUUCUAUUGUUUUAAAUAUUUUUGUGUUUAUUGUUAUGAAUUUUUGGUUGUUGUAUAAUUAUUUGUUUGUUUAUUCUAAAUAUUUCUGUGUUGUUAUAAAUAUUUUUGUGAUUAUUGUUAUAAAUAUUUUUCUGUGUUUAUUGUUAUAAAUAUUUUUGUGUUUAUUGCUAUGAAAUUUUGGUUAUUGGUAUAUUUGGU